CCAGGACGUGGUACUCACCAGCCCCUCUUGAAGGCGGCAUCACCGGACAGACCCUUGAGCCUGAGAUUGGCGGGAACUCUGUGUUGGGCACAGCUGGUCCACAGUUCAUUGCCUGCCAGGGGCCAAGGGCGGCUCUGACCACCCAAGGACUCUCCCUCCCAACUCAAAUGCUGACAACUGACUUCUGACUCCUGACCUCUGGCGCCACCUGUCCCACCCUGCUCUUCCUAAGGGGCUGGGAAACCCCUAGAAGCUUCGCUGUAGACGUGGGUGUUGACGCCUGGCUCACCCCGGGAGCCAAGGCCGUGCAGGGGGCUUGGUUCUCAGCCCCCAGCUGGGCCACCAUGGUGCGGCGGCUCCAGGACGAGCUGGCCGCCUUCUUCUUUGAGUACGACACCCCCCGAAUGGUGCUUGUGCGCAACAAGAAGGUGGGCGUCGUCUUCCGCCUGAUCCAGCUCGUGGUUCUGGUCUACGUCAUUGGGUGGGUGUUCGUCUAUGAGAAGGGCUACCAGACCUCGAGUGGCCUCAUCAGCAGCGUGUCUGUUAAACUCAAGGGCCUGGCUGUGACGAAGCUCCCAAGCCUGGGCCCCCAGGUCUGGGAUGUGGCUGACUACGUCUUCCCGGCCCAGGGGGACAGCUCCUUUGUGGUCAUGACCAAUUUUAUCGCGACCCCCCGGCAGGCCAAAGGCCACUGUGCAGAGAACCCCGAAGGGGGCACGUGCACGAAUAAUAGUGGCUGCACCCCGGGAAAGGCAGAAAGGAAGGCCCAAGGCAUCCGCACAGGCAAGUGUGUGGCCUUCAACGACAUCGUGCAUACGUGUGAGAUCUUUGGCUGGUGCCCCGUGGAGGUGGAUGACAACAUCCCAUGCCCUGCCCUUCUCCGAGAGGCCGAGAACUUCACUCUCUUCAUCAAGAACAGCAUCAGCUUUCCACGCUUCAAGGUCACCAGGCGCAACCUGGUGGAGGAGGUAGAUGCCGCCUACAUGAAGACCUGCCUCUAUCACAAGACCUUGCACCCACUGUGCCCAGUUUUCAAGCUCGGCUAUGUGGUACAAGAGUCAGGCCAGAAUUUUAGCACCUUGGCCGAGAAGGGCGGGGUGGUAGGCAUCACCAUCGACUGGCACUGUGACCUGGACUGGCAUGUGCGACACUGCAAACCCGUCUAUGAGUUCCACGGGCUGUAUGAAGAGAAAAACCUGUCUCAAGGCUUCAACUUCAGGUUUGCGAGGCACUUCGUGGAGAAUGGGACCAACUACCGGCACCUCUUCAAGGUGUUUGGGAUUCGCUUUGACAUCCUCGUGGACGGCAAGGCUGGCAAGUUUGACAUCAUCCCCACCAUGACCACCAUUGGCUCUGGGAUUGGCAUCUUUGGGGUGAUCUACCUGCUUGUGCACCUCCUGUCCCCUUCCCUCCCGAGUGAGCAGAGGAUUCCUCCUUGGAAAUCACACCUCACCCAGCCUGGAGGCCGCCUCUCCUCUCUCCCGCUCCUCUUCUGCCUCCUCACAGCCCACAUUUCCCUGCUGCUCUGUCUGCUCUCCGUUCACUGCCACCACCAUUCCAGAAAGACCAGUCUACACUUCCCUCUGGGUCCCACCCUCUACAAUUGGCCUCCAGCCCCUACCCCCACUUCUAGGUGCCCUUGCCAAGGUUACCAGUGGCAUCCUUGUUGCCAAAUCCAAGCAGACACUUCAGCCCAUAUCCUGCUCGGCCUGUCAGCCUCUGACACUGUUGGGUGAGCCCUCCUUUGUUGAAAGAUUUCCUUCCAGCAGCUCCUAGGACCCACCCUCUCCAGAUUUUCCAGCCAGCCUGGGGUGAAGGGAUAAGAUAGUUUUCAAUUGCAGCUCUGUCACUGUGUGUCCUUGGGCAAGUUGCUUAACUCUCCAAGCCUCCUCUGUGAGUCAGGGAUAAUAAUAGCCUCUACUCAGGUUGGGGUAAGAUAAGAUACGUAAAGUACCUAGCACAGAGCCUGGCACACCGUAGUGCUCUGCCCCUGCCUCUAUCCUCUCUUUCAAUGGCGGAGUCAGCUAGCUGUCCCCAGGUUCUUGGCUGGGUAUGUGGCUGCCUAGAAUGGAAGCUGCAUUUCCCAGCCUCCUCUUGCCUCUGGGUCUGGUCAUGUGACUAAGUUAUAGCUAAUCGGAUGUAUGUGGAAGUGUCAUGUGACGCCUUCUGGGAACUUUCCUUAAAAGAGAGCUGGUGCAGAUCCUUUGCCCUCUUCUUCUUCAUCCUUGUCUCCAUCCCACUGCCUGGAAUGUGUAUGUGAUGGUUGGAGCUCUAGCCACCAUCCUGA
Messenger RNA from Balaenoptera ricei (Rice's whale), 2287 nucleotides. It is a transcript of the gene P2RX1, whose product is annotated as purinergic receptor P2X 1. Gene Ontology annotation, biological process: monoatomic cation transmembrane transport; response to ATP. Bases 345 to 1736 code for a protein of 463 amino acids. Gene Ontology annotation, molecular function: extracellularly ATP-gated monoatomic cation channel activity; purinergic nucleotide receptor activity; ATP binding. Gene Ontology annotation, cellular component: plasma membrane; nuclear inner membrane. NCBI's taxonomy places the organism in Eukaryota, Metazoa, Chordata, Mammalia, Artiodactyla, Balaenopteridae. The transcript has 12 exons. The record is from RefSeq and is a predicted model, not a curated record.